Molecule: messenger RNA, 4434 nt
Organism: Liolophura sinensis
Lineage: Eukaryota; Metazoa; Mollusca; Polyplacophora; Chitonida; Chitonidae
Product: UMP-CMP kinase 2-like
Exons: 6
Coding region: 373-996 (207 amino acids)
Biological process (GO): 'de novo' pyrimidine nucleobase biosynthetic process; pyrimidine nucleotide biosynthetic process
Molecular function (GO): ATP binding
Source: RefSeq, a predicted model, not a curated record
GCGCGAAAGCACGUUGUGCGAAAUACGACACAUUGUCUAGGAAAUAGCAGUGAAACUUUCGCUUUCUGUGGAAAUCGGUUACCUGGAAGUUUCUUGGUCGGUUAGUCCAUUUUGGUGAACAGUGAUGAAAUCAUCCGUUAACGGUUGUGUAGCAAAAAUAUUGGUAGAUGAUAGUUUUUUGCGAUAGACGUUACCUUUGACCCGUGGUUGGCGUGUUUGAUUACAGCUGUCACCCGAGUGGUUCGUUGGGAAAAAAAAUCAAUCAUUGGUAGACCUGCUUUUUGUCUUGCGGCCGGUAGGGCUUUGGCCAACGUGGUAUUUAGACCGGCGAGUCUGUGUGUGAGCCCAGUUCGGCCAAAGCUACAGGGCUACAUGUAUCAACAAUUUGUGAAGGAAAUGUCUUCAGGCCAAGGCGAUUUCAAGUUCAAUGUUGUGUUUGUACUGGGCGGUCCAGGGGCAGGCAAAGGCACCCAGUGUGAGAAAAUCACUCAGCUACAGGGACCAGGCUUCGUCCACCUCUCGGCGGGUGAGUUAUUACGUGCGGAGCGACAAAAACCAGGAUCGGAGUAUGGUGACAUCAUAGAAACACAUAUCCAGAAUGGCUCCAUCGUUCCAGUGGAGAUCACGUGUGCGCUCCUUAAAAGGGCUAUGGAAACCAGCGGCAAACAGAACUUCCUAAUAGAUGGUUUUCCUCGAAACGAAAACAACUUAUUUGGCUGGGAGAAAGAAAUGAAACAUGUUGCCUUUGUUAAAUUUGUCCUUUUCUUCAACUGCAGUGAGGAGGUGUGUGUAAACAGGUGUCUGAACCGAGGACAGACCAGUGGGCGUUCUGAUGACAACCUUGAGAGUCUAAAAAAGAGAAUACAAACAUAUUAUAAUGCAACAAUGCCAAUAAUAGAACAUUAUAAGAAGCAGGGUUUAGUGAGAGAAAUCAAUGCUGAACGAGAUGUGGAAGAGGUAUUUGCUGAUGUGAAGAAGCUGUUCUUGGAGGUCUAACGUAGAAGCACCUGUCAACAUCACACAACAUCCAACAAAUCUGAUGCAAUUAUAAAUAAAACUGUUUUAUCGUGUAUUAGAAGCUCAAAUCGUGGGAAAUUGAAUUCUGUUCUGUAGAUUUUUAAACUUUGAUAAGGGAUAGGCUUAAUGGUAUUGUUCAGUUGUCUUUGUUUUUAAGUUUUAAGUUACUGUUGUGAAUGAUAGAACAAGGGAUUGGGAUAGAACCGAGAUACUUGGCCUCCAUCUUCCAACUUUUGGUGACCAAGGAAGAGUCUUGUUAGACUACAUCUAUACUCUGAUCCUGCAGCCUAUAACACAAUAUAAAGAAAUAAUCAAAUAAAUUAAGCAUUUCCACAUAUUUGUGUGGCUAAUUAUUAAGGCAUUCACUUUUUUUUUUUAAAUUUAAGUCCUUUUUGGUACAGAAUUCAGUACUUGUUGCCUCCUGUUUUCUUAAAGGAGCAUACCACCUAUAAACAUUUUAUUUUUUGCAGUGAAUAAAAUGGAAAAAAAACUUUGAUGUUCUAGGAUAGCAUUUAUAGGCUGUAGGCCUAUUAAGUAGGCUGAUGCAGAUUCUUUUUAGGCUUUAAACAUGAUCCAAGUGUUGUAUUUCCAUAUUUCCGCGUUAAAUACUAAUAGGGAUGUAAUGUUAGGUUUAUAUUCAUGUUAAACCUAGAAUGAAGGAAUGGUUAUAUUUUGAACACCACCCGGGCAGUAAUACAACAGCCAAGUCGUGGUGAGGUUGAAUGUGGAAACUCCGCAGCCAGAGGUUGUUUAGCAGCUAAAAAGAAUCUGUGACGUCACUGCUUCAUCUUGUUAUGGCCUCGGUCUUUAUUUGCAUUUAAAAAAAGUCUUGAAAACAGUAUUUUAUGAAGGUCUGUUCUUUUAAGGUGUACAUGUAUUUUCCAUCUGACGUAUUGCAUGUGACAACCAUAACAUAUAAUUGCAUGUUGCUAUAUACUCUGUAGAUUUAGACUUGACAUAAAAUAAGUUUAUUUCACCUAAGCAAUUUCUGGUAGAAGGUAUGUUAAUAUUGAGGUCACAUCUGAUAAUGGCUUGUGCAAUGAUACCCAGUUGUUGGAAUCACUUUACUUAACGAGGCAGAUCAUUAAAAGUUUACACUUUUGAGCUCAGGACUACUUCUUGAAUGUAUGUGUUUGUCUACAUGUAGAGUGUAUGUAGGCCAGAAUUCUAAAUGUGUUAGUCAUGGAACAAGUAUUUUUAGUUGACCUUUGACCUGUAUGAACAGUGUGAUGUGCUUAUGUUGACAUUUGACAUUACACGAUAUAAAUUGCAAAUAUACCCUGAUUUAUGUAUUUAUGUAAGCGGGGAAAUGAUAGGAAAGGUGGAAAAUUGCACUUUUGUGGAUAAUGAUAAGUCAGGAUAACAGGUGUGUAGAGGUAACCGUCCUCCAGCUGUCUGAAAUAAAGCUGCCGAACAACCGACAUCAGGUAUGUGUCUCAAUUAUCAUUUAGACUGGUUUUCUCUACCUGUUAUCCUGACCACUGUGAAAAAAGUGCAGUGUCCUUGAGUACCAAUAUUUAGAAUGGCUUAAACUCUUGUAAUGGUAAAAACAGAUAUUAAAGUUUAAAACGAAUAUCGGCGUAUGAGUAAAGUCAUGAAUGGGUAUAUUCUGUCAGAGAGCUUGAUUACAGAACUGCUCCCAAGUGUCCAUGAACCUGGCAUAGGUCAGGUUUGUUCUGUAGAAGUGUAGAAACUGUUGGUAAUCUUAAACAAGGCUGGAGACUAGAGCUGACCAAAAGUCAUAUCUCUUAUUGAGAAAUAUGAUUGACCUGUUUGUCAGGUUUGGUCAAGUGUCAAUCCAUGUUGCAACAGGGCCUUGUUUGCUUUGUGAUUUAGUGCCAUACCCUCGCCUCAGAGACUGUCUACAGGCUGUCCUGCUUGCCUAAAUACCUUUUUUUGAUUGUUUUCCUGUUGUUGGGAAAAACUGGUAUACUUUGAGGUAUCGGUUAAAGUGCUACUUCAGUCUUAAGAGACGCCAAAUAAUUAAAAUAUUAAAAUAUUAAACCGAUAUGAAGGAUACCCUAUGGAAUAUAGCUAGCACCACAGUUCAAAAGAGACGCCAGGUUUGAGAUAUUAAACUGACAUGAAGGAUACCCUAUGGAAUAUAGCUAGCACCACAGUUCAAAAGAGACACCAGGUUGAAAUAUUAAACUGAUAUGAAGGAUACCCUAUGGAAUACGGCUAGCACCACAGUUCAAAAGAGACGCCAGGUUGAAAUAUUAAACUGAUAUGAAGGAUACCCUAUGGAAUAUAGAUAGCACCACGGUUCAAAAGAGACGCCAGGUUUGAGAUAUUAAACCGAUAUGAAGGAUACCCCAUGGAAUAUAGCUAGCACCACAGUUCAAAAGAGACGCCAGGUUUGAGAUAUUAAACUGAUGUGAAGGAUACCCUAUGGAAUAUAGCUAGCACCACAGUUCAAAAGAGACGCCAGGUUGAAAUAUUAAACUGAUAUGAAGGAUACCCUAUGGAAUGUAGAUAGCACCACCGUUCAAGAGAGACACCAGGUUAAAAUAUUAAACUGAUAUGAAGGAUACCCUAUGGAAUAUGGCUAGCACCACCGUUCAAAAGAGACACCAGAUUAAAAUAUUAAACUGAUAUGAAGGAUACCCUAUUGAAUACGGCUAGCACCACAGUUCAAAAGAGACGCCAGGUUUGAGAUAUUAAACUGAUGUGAAGGAUACCCUAUGGAAUAUAGCUAGCACCACAGUUCAAAAGAGAUGCCAGGUUGAAAUAUUAAACUGAUAUGAAGGAUACCCUAUGGAAUGUAGAUAGCACCACCGUUCAAAAGAGACACCAGGUUAAAAUAUUAAACUGAUAUGAAGGAUACCCUAUGGAAUAUGGCUAGCACCACCGUUCAAAAGAGACACCAGGUUGAAAUAUUAAACUGAUAUGAAGGAUACCCUAUUGAAUACGGCUAGCACCACAGUUCAAAAGAGACACCAGGUUAAAAUAUUAAACUGAUAUGAAGGAUACCCUAUGGAAUACAGCUAGCACCACAGUUCAAAAGAGACGCCAGGUUAAAAUAUUAAACUGAUAUGAAGCAUACCCUAUGGAAUAUAGCUAGCACCACCGGUCGAAAGAGAUGGGAGGUUUGAGAUAUUUGACUGAUACGAAGGAUACCAUAUGGAAUAUAGCUAGCACCACCGGUCGAAAGAGAUGGGAGGUUUGAGAUAUUUGACUGAUACGAAGGAUACCAUAUGGAAUAUAGCUAGCACCACAGUUCAAAAGAGACGCCAGGUUAAAAUAUUAAACUGAUAUGAAGGAUACCCUAUGGAAUAUAACUAGCACCACCGAUCGAAAGAGAUGGGAGGUUUGAGAUAUUUGACUGAUACGAAGGAUACCCUAUGGAAUAUAGCUAGCGCCACGGUUAAAAAAAAAAAUUUGCCCUGAAUAAUGCUAUUUAACCCCUGCAAAUAA